Messenger RNA from Canis lupus familiaris (dog), 2632 nucleotides. It is a transcript of the gene ADGRE5, whose product is annotated as adhesion G protein-coupled receptor E5. NCBI's taxonomy places the organism in Eukaryota, Metazoa, Chordata, Mammalia, Carnivora, Canidae. Gene Ontology annotation, molecular function: G protein-coupled receptor activity; calcium ion binding. Gene Ontology annotation, cellular component: membrane. The record is from RefSeq and is marked provisional. Gene Ontology annotation, biological process: adenylate cyclase-activating G protein-coupled receptor signaling pathway; cell surface receptor signaling pathway.
CGGCAGUUCGGACCAUGGGAGGCCCCCGCGGCAGCGUCCUUCUUCAGGGGCUGUGUGUCUUGCUGAUUCUGUUGGAAGCUGGAUCCCAGAAAACCAGUGGCUGUGCACGCUGGUGCCCUCCGAAAUCCACAUGUGUCAAUGCCACCACCUGUCGCUGCUCUCCAGGAUUCAAUUCUCUGUCCGGGGAGAUCUUCUCCAGCCCCCUGGAGAGUUGUGACGACAUCAAUGAGUGUGGACCACCCCCGUUGGUGUCCUGUGGACGGUUAGCAGACUGUCAGAACACAGAGGGGAGCUACCACUGCAUGUGCAGCCCGGGAUACGCGCUUGCUUCUGGGGCAACGACGUUCAUGAAUGAGAGUGAGAACACAUGUCGAGAUGUGGAUGAAUGUCAGCUGAAGCCCAGAGUGUGUAAAAGCCGUGGCAUCUGCACCAACACCCAGGGCAGCUACACCUGCAAGUGCCUGCCCGGCUUCGAGCUCAACCUGGGCGACCUGAAUCUGUGCACAGAUGUGAAUGAAUGUACCUCGGGGCAGAACCCAUGCCACAACUCCACCCACUGCCUCAACAACAUCGGUGGCUAUGAGUGCCGCUGCCGCCCAGGAUGGAAGCCGGUUCCUGGAUCCCCCAAUGGCCCAAAGAGCACCGUCUGUGAAGAUGUGGACGAGUGCAGCUCCGGUAAGCAUACGUGCCAUUACUCCACUGUCUGCGUCAACACUGUGGGCUCCUACAAGUGCCGCUGCCGCCGGGGCUGGAAGCCCAAACCUAGAUUCCAGGAUAAGCAACUGAACACCACCUGCGAAGUCCCUGCAGAGAUGUCCUUCCCCGCCUGGACCCCACCCCCUGGAAUCAAGAGCCAGAAACUCUCCCAUUUCUUUGAAAGAGUCCAAGAGCUGCGCAGAGACUUCAAGCCAGCCUUGCCUCAGGAAACCAUCCAGAAAGUCAUCGAGUCAAUGGAUGAGAUGCUAAAAGCCUCCGGAGACCUGGAGGCCAUGGACCCGUCUGAAAGGCACCACAUGGCCACCCACUUCCUCCUUGGCCUCGAAACAGUCCUGAGGACCCUGGCCAAGGCCAUGCCUAGAGCCUCCUUCACCUAUCGCUCCCCUUUGGACACAGAGCUAUCCCUGAUGAUCCAGGAGCAUGGGGAUGGAAAUGUCACCAUGGGUCAGACGCAUGCACAGAUGCUGCUGAACUGGGCUGUGGCGACAGAACCCAGCAACUCAGGCCCCACCGUGAUGGGCAUCCUCUCCAUCCGGAACAUGCAGAAUUUGCUGUCCAACGCCUCCUUGGAGCUGGAACCUGAGAAGAAAGAGCAGCUAAAAAAGAUCCACCAAAGUCCUGUCCGUGGUGCCCAGCUUCAGCUCCUCUCGGCCGUCAAUGUGGUCUUUCUGAGCAACACAAACACAGAGAAACUUGACUCUCCUGUCACCUUUGCCUUCUCCCACCUGGAGAAUCCUCAGCCAAAGAAACUUGGGACACGGCAGGAGUUGAUCUGUGCAUUCUGGAAGGGUGACAAGAACAACGGGCACUGGGCCACCAUGGGCUGCCAGACCCUGGGCACUAGGAAUAACAGCACCACCUGCCAGUGCAACCACCUGAGCAGCUUUGCCAUCCUCAUGGCCCACUAUGAUAUAGAGGACCAGAAGCUGUCCCUGAUCACCAAGGUGGGGCUGGUGCUGUCACUAUUCUGCUUGCUGCUGUGCAUUCUCACCUUCCUGCUGGUGCGGCCCAUCCAAGGCUCGCGCACCACCGUGCACCUGCACCUCUGCAUCUGCCUCUUCGUGGGCUCCACCAUCUUCCUGGUGGGCAUUGAAAACGAAGGCGACCAGGUGGGGCUGCGCUGCCGCCUGGUGGCCGGACUGCUGCACUACUUUUUCCUGGGCGCCUUCUGCUGGAUGAGCCUCGAGGGCCUAGAGCUCUACUUCCUGGUGGUGCGCGUGUUCCGCGGCCAGGGCCUGAGCAAGUGGCAGCUCUGCCUGAUAGGCUACGGGGUGCCCCUGGUCAUCGUGGCCAUCUCCGCGGCCGUCAAAAGCAAGGGCUACGGCUACAUCCUCUAUUGUUGGUUGAACAGAGAGGACGGCUUCCUCUGGAGCUUCCUGGGGCCUGUGAUUUUCAUCGUUCUGUGCAAUGCGGUGGUCUUCGUGACUACAGUCUGGAAACUCACGCAGAAGUUUUCUGAGAUCAACCCAGACAUGAAGAAACUGAAGAAGGCCAGGGUGCUGACCAUCACUGCUGUGGCCCAGCUCUUUGUGCUGGGCAGCACCUGGGUCUUUGGCUUGUUCCUCUUCGACCCGGAGAGCUGGGUGCUGUCCUACACCUUCUGCAUCCUCAACUCCCUGCAAGGCCUCUUCCUCUUCCUGCUCCACUGCCUGCUCAACAAGAAGGUGAGGGAGGAGUACAGGAGGUGGGCCGGCAGGAUCACAGGGAACAAGUACUCGGAGUUCGCCACAGCCACAUCCAGCACGAGCCACCAUCAGACCCAGGCCCACAGGCCCUCCGAGUCCGGGAUGUGACCUCACGGGUCUGGCCAGGCCAGCAGCUUCUGUGGCCUCAGCAGCUUUUGCACAUGCUGAAGACUGUUCCCUCCUCCCUCACCACUCUGCUCCUGCUGCCCUCCUGCCUUGGCCCCCACAUG